AUGGUUCACACCAAUUACCAGCUUACUCAUACUGAGGCUAGAGAUAGACUCAUUUCCUUCCAUUCCUCUAAAUUAAGGCCAAACUCUAAUGAUUCUAAGAAAUUGAAUCUAAAUGAUGAAGAGUGUGUAUAUCUACUCGGCCUUAUGGCAGGGGAGUCUUUUUUGUUUAACAAAUCUGUAAGAUUGAAGGUUAUUAGAGGAUCGGCACAGAUAGGAGGCCACAUAUAUCGAGUAAUGGAAAGUUAUCGGAAAUUUAUAGUACCACCAUGGGAUCCCUCAGAAAGGAUAUUAUCACUGUGUUUAGAAGAUACUCCAAAUUCACAAACUCGUGAUGAAACUAAAACAUGUAAAUUUUGUGAAGAUAUUUUGACAGAAUUCCACGGCGGAUCAUGCUGUGAGUUUGUUUCAAACUAUAAGUCUCUAAGAGCCUCGUUCAUGAAGGGAUUAGGAAUAGAGUAUGAGAAUAGCUUAGGGAAAGGUAAAAAAACCAAUAAAUAUGAUGAACAUAUUAAAUAUUAUAAAUCGCAAACUGGAAAGGAUUAUGAUACGAUUGUUAUGUUAACGGAAUAUUCGAGCUGUUUUGGAACAGUGAAAGUCCCAGAUACUUUAGAUACAAUUUAUCCACCAAAAAUUAUCAGUAAACAAAUUUUUUCUGUGUAUGAAAGGUUUCUUGGAUUGUGUGCUUCUGGAAACCCAGUAAUAAUGUUACACGGAGAUAAAAGUUACGGAAAAUCAACACUAGUCGCCUACACAAUCAAUUAUUUGCUCAAUUUCGUCUCUAACGUGUUUCUAAUGGAUGUUGAUGUUGGACUACCAUUUUUAUCACCCCCUGGAUUAAUCAGCCUUACCCUCAUAUCAGAGAGUGUGACUACACCUAGUUACAAUUUGGUUGGGAAUGCCAAACCCAUGAUUUCAUUGCUGUUAGGAGAUAUUAAAGUUUCAAACUCGCCUCUUUUUUUAACACAUGUAAAAAAGUGCUUUGACCUAUAUGAAAAGACUAAGAAGAACGUAAGAGCUCCAUUGAUUAUUAACACCUUUGGGUGGAUAACAGGAAUGGGAGCACAAGUGUUGGAAGCAAUCGCCUCAAUAACCAGAGUUGAGAUGUUGGUGAAGCUUUUAAACUUACCAAAGGACCAAGCACUUGUUAUUAAUAGCCACGAGGAUUUGAAGGAAAGAUUAGAAAAACUUAACAUGCUGGAUGGAGAACAGCUACAAAAACCUACACAAGAGUAUAAAAUUGACACAUAUCCAUCAUUCACUGAACUAGUACAAAGACUAGGAGGAAGCCUGCCACGAGAUAAGUCUGACAACGAAUACUACAUUUCAUCCUUCCAAAACUAUUUACACUUGCUUAAAAACUUCAAAUUCGGUUCUAAAUGCAAAUUGCACGAUUUCUAUGGAAUCACCCUUAAGAGAGAAUUGGUCCACCCUUCUGAUACAAGGUGGCUUAGGUUGUGUUCCUAUUUGAAUAGGGGAUUUUCAGAGGCACUUCACUUUCCGCAGUUCAGACAUGAGGAGUUUUUUGGAAGUGUAGAGACCUAUAACUUUAAGCGAAACGUAAAGUUCCCAGAAAAGUUCAGCCCACCGUCACAAAUUGAACUUGAUGCCAACAACUACACCUUUGUUACACAAACUGACAUUAUCCCAUAUGAUUAUACACAGGUUGUAUUUUAUGCAGUUAUAAAUAUAAUGUUAAAACGCAUUAAAUGUGCUUAA
Molecule: messenger RNA, 1716 nt
Organism: Theileria annulata
Lineage: Eukaryota; Apicomplexa; Aconoidasida; Piroplasmida; Theileriidae
Exons: 12
Coding region: 1-1716 (571 amino acids)
Biological process (GO): cleavage in ITS2 between 5.8S rRNA and LSU-rRNA of tricistronic rRNA transcript (SSU-rRNA, 5.8S rRNA, LSU-rRNA)
Cellular component (GO): nucleus
Molecular function (GO): polynucleotide 5'-hydroxyl-kinase activity
Source: RefSeq, a predicted model, not a curated record